AUAUCUAUGUUCGGAUCUUGCAUUAAAUUAUGAAACAAAUUGUCAUCAUUUUUUAUUUCUUAUCCUUCACAAUAUACUUACUAAGUAAUUAUUUUAUCCACUUUUUACAAACAACAAUUCCAAAAUUUGUCCACCAUGAACGCAAAAGCGAGCAUCAAUAGCAAAUCAUCGAACAGCAGUAAUGUUUGAUUUAUCAAUCACAUCGUGAUGCAUGGUCAUCAUUUUUGUUGAUGAAAUACUCAUUUUAACAUUCAUUCAUUCGAUGAAUUUUUUUAUAUUCAUUCCAUCCAUUCAAAUCACGUUGAUCAACUGAUUGAUUAUUUCAUAUUCAUUGAUGGAAUUUUAUUUCAUUUAGAAAUGAAAUGAAAUGAAAUUACUACCCAAAUAAUUUUUGUUUAACUAAAAUCCUACUACACUUCAUAAAUAGAGCUAAAUGAAUUCGAUUGAAGAUCGGCAUAAUCAAACCAAAAAUCAUUGUAGCACAUUUUCAUUCGGCCACAUGUCUUCAUCAUCGGCGACAUUGGCUAUCCAUCCUCAUCAUCAUCAUUUUUAUGGCCAUGAAAUUGGACAUCAUUAUCAUCAUCAACAUCAUCCACAUUUACAACAACAACAACAUCAUUAUCAUGUACAGCCACCACCUUCAUCAGCAUCACAAAUAACUAGUAAUUCAUGUACAGCUGCCAAUACACUUUUAUCUGGUGAAUAUCCUACGAUACGAUCUGGAACACAAUCAACAAAACGAUGUUGUCAAUGGUGUCGUUGUUCAAAUCGUUUAGUUACCGGUAUCGUUAUAACGAUACUUCCCAUUGCCAUCACUUCCACAUUGAUCUGUGUGUUUAUGAUGCAGAAAACUAAUCUACAUCAAUAUGCCAUAUAUUCAUUUGUCAUAUUCUGUGUUGCUUUUGUCUUUCCAUUUGCAUUAUUCUUUUUCACAGUCAUCCUGAAUAAGCUUUAUAAAUUUUAUAAACGAGAAAUACUAUCCAAUUCACCCACAAAUAUUAAUUCAUUAAUGACGGAUAGUUGUGAUUCAGAAUCGGCUGCCAUCGGUGGAACAACCACAUCGGGUUAUAAUAUCAGUGCCAAUAAUAAUAAUAAUUCAUUAUCACCGAAUAAUAAUGGUGCUAUAAUGAAUCGAGUUAUUGUAACCAAUGCUCAUCAUUCAUCAUUAGAUCCAAAUCAAUCACCACAAAGUGAUCAUCAUCAUCAUCAUCAUCUUCAUCACCAUCAACAACAACAUCAUCAUCUUCAUAAUCAUCAACAUUCACCAAGUGGUUUGAUUUGUUAUAAUACACGAUCCUAUCAUCAUCCAUAUUAUUAUCAAAUUCAAGAAGGUACCGUUGUUGCUUUGGCACCAGACAAUACAUUGAUUAUUGAAGAUAGCCCUCCAAGCUAUGAGAUGGCAUUACUUUGUCCAAGUGUUAAUACGCACAACCAGCAAACAUGUCCAAAUUCCUUAAUUGAUCCAUCACAAAUGCAAGUGAUCUUACCAAAAGAACAUUGUAAAGAAAAACAAUUAAUAUCAAAACAUAACCAUGAACGAUCUAAUGGUGACAAUUUUGUUGAUAAUGAAAAUGUUGAAGAUAAUGAUAACAAUGGCGUCAAUAUUGAUGAUAAUAAUGAUGAAAUACCAAAAUUUAAUAAAUGUUUCAAUUAG
This is a messenger RNA of Dermatophagoides farinae (American house dust mite), 1654 nucleotides long. The record is from RefSeq and is a predicted model, not a curated record. Lineage: Eukaryota; Metazoa; Arthropoda; Arachnida; Sarcoptiformes; Pyroglyphidae.